Puccinia triticina is the source of this 414-nucleotide messenger RNA. RefSeq lists its product as uncharacterized. The coding region runs from base 1 to 414 and encodes 137 amino acids. The record is from RefSeq and is a predicted model, not a curated record. Lineage: Eukaryota; Fungi; Basidiomycota; Pucciniomycetes; Pucciniales; Pucciniaceae. The transcript is spliced from 3 exons. Gene Ontology annotation, biological process: mitochondrial electron transport, cytochrome c to oxygen.
AUGUCACAUGUCUCGAGCAUCCCCGGAAAGCCAACGACGGCGGGUUCGCAGGAAGCAGACCAUCACCGCCUAGAAAGUCAAUCGACACCUGGACAAACUUACAGACACCAACCACCCAAGAUGCUCACCAAGAACCUUUCUACCCUGAUGAAAAAUCAGUCCGGAAGAAAUUAUAAUCAGGUCGUUGGUCGCUCUAACCAGUUCCCCACCGCCUUGAAUCGGUUGCAUCAACAACAAAUCAAAUCGAUCCACAUCGAAAACUCCGUCGGAAACACUUUGCCAUUCAAAUUCCGAGGCCCUGAAACCUCUAAAGCCGGCGUUGCCUUCAAAGUGGUCACCUUCUUCUUCGUCGGAUUCUUCACCCCAUUUGCCAUUGCACGUUAUCAAAUGAAAAAGUCCGGCGCCUGGCCUUGA